UGCAUUAGUUUAAUGCAACCCUGGCAGCGAUCAGAUGUUUUUACCAACUGCGUAAAUAAUUGCUGUUAUCGAAUUUGUUUACUUGAAAUCAGAGAAAUUUUGAUUUCCUACUUUUUAAAAGAACAAAUAAUGGACUGUGCUCCUCUGAAUUUGGCACACUUUCACGAAAGGCGCGCUAAUCGCUUUCUCCAACGCCAUCGAUAUGAUGAUGCAUAUAAGGCGGUAGAAACCUCGUUAAUUUAUUUACAAGAUGCGUUUAAAGCAGCAUUGAUGCCCAAAUCGGUUGAAUUGUUAAAUACACAAAAGUGGGAAUAUCAAAGGAAGUUGUGUCAAAUACAAAUGCACAAGCAACAGCACGAACGCCUCAAGCAUAAAGAAAUCGUACCAUUGUCAGCUACAAAUACGCCAGUAGUCUUGUUGAGAGCUGACAGCAAUCUCAAUGCGCAGUCGGUAGCCAAAUCAAUUGAUAAAACUGUACGUGAAUUCGAUGUAAAACUUAAUCUUUCGCCAAUUAAGCGCACAAAUAGUAGGGAAAGCAAAGAGUUUAGACAAAAUUCGAAUACUAGUUUGGAAGGUGCAACGGCCGCCAGAGACAUAGCAGCACCAAUUGAACAGCCACAAAAUGAACGCGCUAAGAGCGCAGGAGAUAAGCCAGCUUUUUAUUUAAACGAGAACGACGAGAUACCAUCGCUGACACCACUCGAGCUACCUUCUUUCGAGUAUCAUUCCUUUACUGCUUCCACGCCAGCAUUGACUGAAUUAACUGCAAAUUUCCAUAAAGAAUAAAUUUGCUGGUGUUUUUGAAUAUAAUUAGAUCUCCAUGCGCGCAGAAAAUUGAUUAACUGCAGUACGUGUAUUAAAUAAAUUUAUGUAUAAGUUUCAGUGUAGUAUACAUAUUACAA
Messenger RNA from Rhagoletis pomonella (apple maggot), 902 nucleotides. RefSeq lists its product as uncharacterized. NCBI's taxonomy places the organism in Eukaryota, Metazoa, Arthropoda, Insecta, Diptera, Tephritidae. The transcript has 2 exons. Gene Ontology annotation, biological process: autophagy. The coding region runs from base 13 to 786 and encodes 257 amino acids. The record is from RefSeq and is a predicted model, not a curated record.